This is a messenger RNA of Dothidotthia symphoricarpi CBS 119687, 1244 nucleotides long. RefSeq names its product adenine phosphoribosyltransferase. Gene Ontology annotation, cellular component: cytoplasm. The record is from RefSeq and is a predicted model, not a curated record. The transcript is spliced from 2 exons. Gene Ontology annotation, molecular function: adenine binding; adenine phosphoribosyltransferase activity; AMP binding. Bases 498 to 1244 code for a protein of 248 amino acids. Gene Ontology annotation, biological process: adenine salvage; AMP salvage. NCBI's taxonomy places the organism in Eukaryota, Fungi, Ascomycota, Dothideomycetes, Pleosporales, Dothidotthiaceae.
GACUUGAAACGAAGGUAUCGAUACAUGACAUGCACCAGCGUGAGCCACGAUGCAGGCUCGAGGCUAGAAAGCCGCACAUGCUUCUAGUCUCUGCGCGAGUGUCUACGUACAUGCACGCGCAUGCAGGCCGGGGGUGGUCGCGAUAGCAUGGCGUGGUUUCUGUGGAGAGGGGACGUGUUGGGGACGUGUUGGCUGGACGCUACCUGGGCAGCGUGCGUGUGUGGAGGCUGAGACACGACAAAUGAGGGUGGCAUGCGCGCUGGGGCGGGCGGUUUUGUUGGGACAUGGGCGAGCAGCGCAGGAGUCAUAGAGCAGCCUAGCACAGCGAAACAUGGACACAAUGAGCACGGGAAACAUGGACACAAUGAGCACCAUGUCUGCAUGCAGCCUAGAGCGCGUUGGCGGGCGUGUCGUGGUGGUCGGGGCUGGUCAGGGCGACCGUCUCACCCGCAGCCUGCCGUGUACACUUAACCGCCGCCCGCCCUCGCACCCUCGCCAUGUCCUCGACCGACUCUCCCGCACACUCGACCCAUCCCGUCAACACGACGACGACGGCCGGCACGCCCCUCAAAGCCGACGCCACGUCUGCGCACCCGCCCGCCUCGAGCCGCGACCCCACGCUGACGUCCAAUGCCGCCCAAGGAGGACUCGCCGCCGCCCAUGCCUCCCCCGCCGCCGAACUCGCCAGUCUUAAGAUGAAGCUCAAGGCGGCGCUGCGCCAGUUCCCCGACUUCCCCGCCCCGGGCAUCCUGUUCGAGGACAUCCUGCCCAUCUUCGCCGACGUGCAGCUGCACGAGGACCUGCUGCGUGCCCUGGAGCUGCACGUGCUGAGCGCCUCGACGGGGAAGCCUGACGUGGUCGUGGGGCUGGACGCCCGGGGGUUCCUGUUCGGCCCGUCUCUCGCCCUGCGACUGGGCGCCGGCUUCGUGCCGGUGCGCAAACAGGGCAAGCUGCCGGGGCCGUGUGAGACGGCCGAGUACGUCAAGGAGUACGGCAACGACUUCUUCCAGAUGCAGGCCGACGGCGUGAAGAAGGGGCAGAAGGUCCUGGUCGUCGACGACAUCAUUGCUACUGGCGGAUCUGCAUCGGCAGCCGGUACGCUCGUCGAGAAGCUUGGGGGCAUUGUCGUGGGCUACGUCUUCAUCCUCGAGCUCGACUUCCUCAAGGGUCGCUCCAAGCUCAACGCCCCCGUGCACACGCUCCUUGCCAGCCAGGAGCAGAAGCUCGGGUCGUCGGAGUCAUGA